Syngnathus typhle (broad-nosed pipefish) is the source of this 1635-nucleotide messenger RNA. Its product is annotated as poly(rC)-binding protein 3-like. Gene Ontology annotation, cellular component: cytoplasm; nucleus. Gene Ontology annotation, molecular function: mRNA binding. The transcript has 16 exons. Lineage: Eukaryota; Metazoa; Chordata; Actinopteri; Syngnathiformes; Syngnathidae. The record is from RefSeq and is a predicted model, not a curated record. Gene Ontology annotation, biological process: regulation of RNA metabolic process; regulation of gene expression. Bases 497 to 1516 code for a protein of 339 amino acids.
GCCAGCCAGCCAGCAAAAGAAAAGAGAAGCAAGCGGCACUUCUUCACCCCCUUCCAUCUCCCCGCUCCUUGUCACUCCAUCCUUCUUCCUUCCCCUCUGUGGGAUCCGCUUCCAGGCAGCCCCCUCAUCCCCCCAUCCCGCCUCUCCUACCACCCAGGACCCUUGGACUCUCCUCACUUCUGUCCCACAAAGUGACACUUUGGACAAGAUUCGCCUCCCCUCACUGUCCCCGGCCGGCCGGAGGUCUUGUCGUCUGCAAGCUCACAAUAUAAUUCCCGUUCCGUUCAACUAAUUGGAUUCAAUUUGCACCGGGAAAGCACACCAGAGAAUGUCAGCAUGAGCUGGUAACCGACUGAAAGAGAGGAAGGCGGACGGCCGCUGGAGCAAACUCUGCUGUCCUUUAUGACCUCACAAACGUUCAGCCGCAGAAGCUCUGGUGCCUAGCUGGCCGCCAUCCCAUCAUAUUCCAGGCAUCGUCACCCGGCGUCCUUCCGCCAUGGAGUCGGCCCAAGUCCGGUCGGAAGGCGGCCUCAACGUCACCCUCACCAUCCGGCUCCUCAUGCACGGAAAAGAAGUGGGCAGCAUCAUUGGAAAGAAAGGGGAAACGGUGAAAAAAAUGCGCGAAGAGAGCGGCGCGCGAAUAAACAUCUCGGAAGGCAACUGCCCAGAGAGGAUCGUCACCAUCACGGGACCGACGGACACCAUCUUCAAGGCCUUUGCCAUGAUUGCCUAUAAAUUUGAGGAGGACAUCAUCAACUCCAUGAGCAACAGCCCGGCCAUCAGCAAGCCGCCGGUCACCUUGAGGCUGGUGGUGCCGGCCAGCCAGUGCGGCUCUCUCAUCGGCAAAGGAGGCUCCAAAAUCAAAGAAAUGCGAGAGUCCACAGGGGCGCAGGUUCAGGUGGCCGGAGACAUGCUGCCCAACUCCACCGAGCGCGCCGUGACAAUCUCCGGGACCCCCGAAGCCAUCAUCCAGUGUGUCAAACAGAUUUGUGUCGUCAUGCUGGAGUCGCCGCCCAAAGGGGCCACGAUUCCUUAUCGCCCGAAGCCCGCUUCCACCCCUGUCAUUUUUUCCGGGGGCCAGGCCUACACAAUUCAGGGACAAUAUGCCAUUCCACAUCCAGAUCAGCUGACCAAGCUCCACCAGCUGGCUAUGCAGCAAACCCCCUUUACCCCCCUCGGACAGACCACCCCCGCUUUCCCCGGUUUGGAAGCGAGUCCACCGGCCAGCACUCAUGAGCUCACCAUUCCUAAUGACCUCAUAGGCUGCAUCAUCGGACGUCAAGGCACCAAGAUCAACGAAAUCCGCCAAAUGUCGGGAGCUCAGAUCAAAAUCGCCAACGCCAUCGAAGGCUCGACCGAGCGGCAGAUCACCAUCACCGGGACGCCCGCCAACAUCAGUCUGGCUCAGUAUCUCAUCAAUGCCAGCGCCGGAAAGCAUGAUGACGCUUACCGCUUUGCCAUCUGGAAUGCCGGCGCACAUUCCCACUUGGAUAUUAGCUCGCAUGAGCGCUCCUGAAAUCACCGCUCCAAGACGGCCGGACGGCGAGACCCAAUCGGAAGCUUUCAAACGCCAUUCUCCUUGACGAUGAAUUGUAAAAUCAGUUGAGCGCUUUGAGCCCAGCCGACCUUUGAGGA